Messenger RNA from Diaporthe citri, 477 nucleotides. RefSeq lists its product as uncharacterized. The record is from RefSeq and is a predicted model, not a curated record. Bases 1 to 477 code for a protein of 158 amino acids. NCBI's taxonomy places the organism in Eukaryota, Fungi, Ascomycota, Sordariomycetes, Diaporthales, Diaporthaceae. The transcript has 2 exons.
AUGAUCAAAGCCAAACUGCCUACCGGCCUGGUCCGACAUCAGCCAACGAUGCUGGAAGAUUCUGCGCCAGGCAAUACCGAACGUUCACGAGCUGAAUUCCAAGCCAACGGCUCAAGUAUGGCGGAGUCGGCGGCCCUCGAGCUAGCAGGCGGCAUCACCUCGGACGCCGGCGCAGACAAGGUCGGCGACGCGCUCUCGGGCGCCGGGGACGCGGUAGACGGCAGCGACGCGGAGAAGAAGAAACCCCACCGCGUGCGGACCCUCAAGCGCGGCGACAAGGCAGACAAGGACGGCAAGAAGGAGGCGGCGGCGGGCGCGACGGGCGGCGCCCUUGAGCUUGCCGGGGCCAUCACGUCUGCCGCUGGGGCGGACAAGGUCGGGGAUGCGCUGUCGGCUGCUGGGGGCGCUGUUGAUGGGAAGAAGGGUGGUGAUGGCAAGGCCGGUGAUGGUAAAGGGUGUGAUGGAGCGGCGCAUUAA